GUCAUGCAAUAAUAUAACUUAACCUAAGUUUGAAGAUGGCACAAGUUGAACUUCGUGACGAGCAUGGGAACCCAGUUGAACUAACAGAUGCAUAUGGGAAUCCGGUUUGGUUAACGGACGAGAAAGGCAACCCGGUGCACCUCACGGCUGUGGCAACCAAUGCACACAAAUCUAUGCUUCAGAAUGACACCCCACAAGAGCUUCCUCACUCCAAGAGUUCAAGCUCGUCUGAGGAUGAAGGGCAUGGAGAGAGGAUCAGGAAGGGACUGAAGGAUAACAUAGAAGAAAAGUUACCAGCUGGAGAAGGAGUAGUGAAGGAGAAUAAACACACCACAAUUGCUGCUUCUACUUCUACAACAGAUACUAGUGAUGCUAAUCACCACCCAACCACUGAGCAUGAGAAGAAGAGUAUCAUAGACAAGAUUAAAGAAAAAUUCCAAUAAAUCAGCAGUGAAUAUUAAUAUAUAUUCACGAAUUGAAGCUUUGUUUAUUUGUUAUGUUUUUUUGUAUGUCAUGGCAUAGUUGGUUUUUGAGAGUUUCGAGCAUGUAUAUAUAUAUCAAUAAGAGAAACGUUAUUCUCACAAAAUUUUCAAGAAACACCUUUCUCAAUAGAGUAAAAAGAAAGAAAUGUAAGAUAUAUGAGUUUAAUUUCGCUGUAUGAUCAA
Molecule: messenger RNA, 665 nt
Organism: Glycine soja
Lineage: Eukaryota; Viridiplantae; Streptophyta; Magnoliopsida; Fabales; Fabaceae
Product: late embryogenesis abundant protein-like
Exons: 2
Coding region: 36-443 (135 amino acids)
Biological process (GO): response to water
Source: RefSeq, a predicted model, not a curated record